Phanerochaete carnosa HHB-10118-sp is the source of this 1868-nucleotide messenger RNA. RefSeq lists its product as uncharacterized. Gene Ontology annotation, biological process: carbohydrate transport; transmembrane transport. The coding region runs from base 50 to 1624 and encodes 524 amino acids. Gene Ontology annotation, cellular component: membrane. Lineage: Eukaryota; Fungi; Basidiomycota; Agaricomycetes; Polyporales; Phanerochaetaceae. The record is from RefSeq and is a predicted model, not a curated record. The transcript is spliced from 7 exons. Gene Ontology annotation, molecular function: carbohydrate:proton symporter activity.
CGCCGUCACCCCCGCCUCACUCCCUUCCUUCCAUAACCUCGUCUUCAUCAUGGGUGGUGGACCUGCCAUCGCUGGUGUUGCUCACGACGGCUUCCUCCAGUAUGUCGACCCGAACAGAAAGUGGUACAGCAACAGACGGCUCCUCAUCCUCAAUGCGUGGAUUUUCCUCCUCCUCAUUACGUCCUCGACGAACGGUUACGACGGCUCACUCAUGAACUCAUUCGAGUCGCUACCCCUCUGGCAGAGCUAUUUCGGCAAGCCUCAAGGUGGCAAACUCGGUCUGCUCAAUGCCAUCCAAAACAUUGGCGCUUUGGCAGCCUACCCCUUCGCGCCCUACCUUUCUGAUGGCCUUGGGCGUAGGCUCACUGUCUGGAUCGGUGCCGUCAUCAUGUUGGCCGGUGUUGCCGUCCAGGGUGCCGCCACCCACCUCAACAUGUUUUACGCUGCUCGUUUCGUGAUCGGCUUUGGUCUCACUUUCGCCACUAACGCGGCGCCUUUGCUGGUGACGGAGAUUGCCUACCCGACUCACCGCCCGCAGCUGACGGCGCUGUACAACUCGCUCUGGUACUCUGGUAAUAUUGUCGCAUCGUGGACCUGCUUCGGUACCGAGUUUAUCAAGAACAACUGGUCAUGGCGUAUCCCAUCGAUCCUGCAGGGUCUCCCGUCCGUCUUCCAGUUCUUCCUCAUCCUCCUGGGCCCCGAGUCGCCGCGUUGGCUCGUCAGCAAGGGCAAGGAGACGCAAGCGCUCAGGACGCUCGCGCACUACCAUUCCGACGGCGACGAAACCGACGCGCUCGUCCUGUACGAGUUCAACGAGAUCAAGGCCGGGAUCGAACUCGAUCGCACGGUCACCUCCAACGUCGGUUGGUCGGCGCUGUGGUCGACACCUGGCAACCGGCGCCGCAUGACCAUUAUCAUCGCGAUGGCCUUCUUCUCGCAGUGGUCCGGUAAUGGCCUCGUCUCCUACUACCUGAACCAAGUCUUCAAGACGAUCGGUAUCACAAACACCACAAUCCAGCUGCUCAUCACUGCCAUUCUCGCUAUCUGGAACUUGUUCUGGGCCGGCCUCGCUUCGUUCCUGGUCGAGCGUGUCGGUCGCCGCAUUCUCUUCCUUACAUCCGGGCUGGGCAUGCUCUUGUUCUUCACUCUACAGACCAUCUGCUCUGCGCAGUAUGCCCUGCACCAGAACAGCGCGGCGGCGCACGCCGUCAUUGCAUUCAUCUUCCUGUUCUACGCAUCCUACGAUCUUGCCUUCACCCCUCUGAUCGUCUCCUACACCAUCGAGAUCCUGCCGUACACGCUGCGUGCCAAGGGUUUCAACAUCUUCAACUUCUCCAUCUCGGUCUCGAUCAUCUUCAACCAGUACGUGAACCCGAUCGCGCUCGGCAAGCUCGGCUGGAAGUACUACAUCGUGUACUGCUGCUGGCUCGCGUUCGAGUGCGUCUUCCUCUUCUUCUUCAUCGUCGAGACCAAGGGCCUCUCGCUCGAGGAGACGGCUGCGCUCUUCGACGGCGAUGACGCGACUCGCGCGAUCGGCAACGCGACGCACGAGAUCCGCCACGACGACCUCCACGACGAGAAGGCCUCGGGCUCGUACACGCCACCGAACGAGCUCAAGGCCUAGGCGUUCCGUGCCUCCUUUUUCUCCCUCGGCGCUGUUCGUAAUUUUGUAGUCAAGUUUUUUCUCUCACGUCUGUAACAUGACACUCACACGGCACAUCUACGCUAUACUACUAUUUGCUCCACAUCCCACGAAGCUUGCGCUUGCGCUUUUGCUUUUUUUCUUUGCCUCUUCGGACAUAAACCCUACCGAGAGGUUGUACACUAGGCACGAAAAAAAUACCCAUCGCUCGUAAUACCGAAUUUCU